This is a messenger RNA of Centropristis striata (black sea bass), 3981 nucleotides long. RefSeq lists its product as uncharacterized. The transcript is spliced from 2 exons. Gene Ontology annotation, molecular function: DNA binding. The coding region runs from base 679 to 3981 and encodes 1100 amino acids. Gene Ontology annotation, biological process: DNA integration; DNA recombination. NCBI's taxonomy places the organism in Eukaryota, Metazoa, Chordata, Actinopteri, Perciformes, Serranidae. The record is from RefSeq and is a predicted model, not a curated record.
AGCCCCAGCCUGCCGUCUAAGUCGGACCGUUUUCAGUCAGCCCUGACUGAAAAGGCCUACAAGGCAGCUGCGCUUUCGGCCAGAGCGCUCAAUGUCCUCUCCCUGCUCACGGCCUACCAGGCUGAGUUGUGUGAGGAUUUUGUGCAAACUCAGGACCCGGCUGCGUGGGAGGAGAUCCCGGUCAUUACCGACCUGUGUCUCCGUGUCCAACGCUGCGCGGUCCAGGCCACGGGGAAAGCGAUGGGGACCAUGGUCCUGCAGGAACGGGCGCGGUGGCUCAACCUCGCCAACCUGUCGGACAGGGAGAAGGACGACGUCCUGGACAUGCCCAUUGUCCCGGAGGGGAUUUUUGGCUCCGCGUUGGCUUCAAUGCAACGGCGGUGUGAAGCCAAAAAGAAGGAGGAUGAGGCUCUCCAGCUCUGCCUCCCCCGUAAGCCCCCUGCGCCCUCUCCACCUGCGCAGCGUAAAACCUUCACACAGGCUGCUUCCCAGGUUUCACGGUUUAAAGUGCCUAAGCAGCCAAGACCCCAGCCUGCGCCGCCUUCCCAGCCAGGUCGGCCCAGCUGGCCCAGAAAACCCUCGGUCCCGGCCGCGGCUCCGCCGGCCCCGCCCGCGCAAGCUACCGGCCAGGCCAGGAAAAAGAAGAGAGCGGCCUGACCGCCCCUCUCUCCACCGGUGAUGCAGCUGGACGUUCCCCGUUCUCCAGCCCCACCUGUUCGGCUUUUCAGCGUGUGCCCGGGGGCCCCCCACGCCCCCGCCUCCCAGCCGCCACGGCCUGCGCCAGAGCGAGCCGGGAGAGAUGGACGUUUGACGGCGGAGAGUUCAGCGGUUGCCCCUGUCUUACGUCCACAAGCACGCACACACACACACAUUUUCUCAAAGAAAAUAAAAUGUGUCCCGCUGCCGCAUCCAGGCCGAGUGCCGAGGGCGCAGCUAAUAAAAGCCAAAAGAAUCACAAUGAGCAGCGCGGUGGCAACGCUCGCUGUUCCCCCUCGGGUAAAAGCCGAGGCGGGGGCGGCGGGGCCGCCGCGCUGCCCACCCGGACGGCCGUCCACUGUGCCGUCCGGGUGCCGUGCCACUGUUCCACCACGGGAGGCCGCCACCGCACCGCGGCUGGGGCCUCUCGUGGUGGAGGGGCUGCGGUGCGAGACCACUCUCUCCCUCAGGUGGGAGAGAUGGGCCGCACUCGCGGCUCCGCCUUGGGUGUUGAGGACGAUUUCGCGGGGUUACAGGCUGCAGUUCGCCGCCGUUCCUCCGCGUUUCGCCGGUAUAAUACACUCUCAGGCUCGGGGGGAGUCAGCUCGUGUUUUGCAGGAGGAAAUCCUCUCGCUGUUAAACAAAAGAGCAAUUUGUAUCGUUCCCCCCGCACAGUGUCAGAGCGGUUUUUACUCCAGGUAUUUUCUGGUUCCCAAACGGGGGGGGACUGGUAUUCGCCCUAUCCUGGAUUUACGUGCUCUGAACAAAUUUCUCAGGAAAUACAAAUUCAGGAUGCUUACACACGCAUCCCUGUUGCGCCUUGUGCGGCAGAACGAUUGGUUCACUUCUGUCGAUCUGAAAGACGCGUAUUUCCACAUCCCGAUCUAUCCUCCCCACAGAAAGUAUCUGAGGUUCGCUUUCCAGGGGAUCUGCUACGAGUAUCGCGUACUUCCCUUCGGCCUGUCUUUAAGCCCGAGGGUGUUUGUGCGGUGCACGGAAGCGGCGAUAGCCCCGCUGAGACGGCAGGGCAUUCGCCUGGCCACAUAUCUGGACGACUGGCUGCUGCUGGCACAGUCGGAGCAGGAGGCCAGAGCGCACACGCGUAUUCUCAUGCAACACCUGGUGGAUCUGGGUUUCGUGAUAAACGCGGAAAAGAGCGUGCUGUCCCCGGCGCAGGAGAUAAUCUUUCUGGGAUUAUCCCUGGACUCGGUGUCUUUCACGGCGCGCCUCUCGGCGGAGCGUGUGAGGGUCUUCAGGACAUGUCUCGCGCUUUUUCGUCCGAGGAAAUCUGUUCGAUUCAGGUUGUGUCUUCGGUUACUCGGGUUGAUGGCGUCUGCCAUUCUCGUAGUCCGUCUCGGUCGCCUCCACAUGAGGGAAUUCCAGCUGUGGGUGGCCUCAUGUGGGCUGGACCCCGUGCGUCAUGGCGCACGGAUGGUGCCGGUCACGCCGGGGUGCGCCAGGUCGCUGUGCCACUGGCGAGUCCCGUCCUUUCUGACCCGCGGGGUACCCAUGGGCUCCGUUCUGUCCAGGAAGGUGGUCACUACGGACGCCAGCCUGACGGGAUGGGGCGGGAUUCACGAGGGCAGGUCUGUGAGGGGCGUCUGGAGUGUGGGCCUCCAGCGGUCUCACAUAAAUUUUCUGGAGCUUUCAGCGGUGUUCCUCUCCCUGAAACAUUUUCUUCCGUCUCUCAUGGGUCAUCAUGUCCUGGUGAGGACGGACAAUACGACGACGGUGGCGUAUAUCAACCGUCAGGGGGGUUUACGCUCCCGUCAGCUGCACAUGUUGGCACGCAGACUGAUCCUGUGGAGCUGCGGUCGUCUCCUCUCUCUGAGAGCGACGCAUGUUCCGGGAGUCCUGAACACGGGCGCGGACCUGUUGUCCAGGGGCGCGCCAGUGUACGGGGAAUGGACUCUGCACCCGGAGGUUGUGGAGCAGUUGUGGUCCCGUUACGGUCGGGCCGCGGUGGAUCUGUUCGCGUCGCGAGAGAACGCGCAGUGCGCGCUGUUUUACUCUCUGCGCGGCGUGGAUGCUCCCCUCGGCAUAGACGCGUUAGCGCACGCCUGGCCGCGCGAGCUUCUUUAUGCGUUCCCUCCCCUGGCCUUGAUACCCCCCACUCUGUCCAGAGUGAGGGAGCACGGCCACGCGCUGAUUCUGGUGGCUCCGCAUUGGCCUGCGAUGCAUUGGCUGGCGGAGAUAUAUCGGUUGCUGUGCACCCAACCCUGGCAGCUCCCGCUGCGCAGGGACCUGCUGUCGCAAGGGGGGGGGAUGGUCUUCCAUCCGCACCCGGAGCGCCUGGCGCUCUGGGCUUGGCCCCUGAGUGGCUCAGUCUGUCAGCUGGGGGUCUCUCACAGCGAGUCUCUGUAUGACUGCAAGUGGAGGGUGUUUGAGGAGUGGUGCCACAGUAACGGCCACGUUCCUCUUCACUGUCCGGUGGGGGUGAUUUUGUCAUUCUUGCAGGACCUGAUUGACAAUCGGAAGGCUUUCUCCACGGUUAAGGUGUACUUGGCGGCUAUUGCCGCGUGCCACGUGGGGUUUGGGAGGCUGACGGUGGGCCAGCACCCACUCGUUUGCCGUUUUAUGAAGGGGGCGCGCAGGCUUCUCCCCGUGUCCAGGCCGCUGGUGCCGCCUUGGGACCUGGCUGUGGUUUUGGAGGGGCUCAAGGGCCCUCCGUUUGAACCACUGGAGGGGGCCGACUUGAAACACGUGUCUCUCAAGGCGGUGUUGUUACUGGCUCUGGCUUCGGCGAAGCGGGUUAGUGACAUUCAUGCGCUCUCGGUGCACCCGUCGUGCACUCAGUUCUUCCCGGGGGAUGUGAGGAUGACCUUGAGGCCCAACCCGGCUUUUGUGCCUAAGGUGGUGGGCUCAUGUUCUCCUAUUGACCUUGUGGCCUUUGCUGCCUCAUCUGGUGAGCUGCGGUCGCAUGCGUUAUGUCCAGUCCGUGCUGUGCGCACCUAUGUGGAUAGGACUGGGGGGUUCAGGAGGAGCGAUCAGCUGUUCAUCUCCUGGGCUAGUCCUCAUAGAGGGAAGCCUAUUACGAAGCAGCGCCUGUCCCACUGGGUGGUGGAGGCGAUUGCUUUGGCCUAUGCGGGUCAGGGUUUGCAGCCACCUGUGGGUCUGCGAGCGCACUCGACUCGGGGCGUGGCUACAUCCUGGGCCUUGUUCAGGGGAGUGUCUGUUCAGGACAUUUGUGCGGCGGCGAGUUGGUCCUCGCCUCUCACUUUUGUCCGCUUUUAUAUGUUGGACGUCUCCGCUCCUUGCGUGGCAAGCGCGGUAUUGAUGUCCUGA